Messenger RNA from Sesamum indicum (sesame), 1594 nucleotides. RefSeq names its product protein PIN-LIKES 2. Gene Ontology annotation, cellular component: membrane. NCBI's taxonomy places the organism in Eukaryota, Viridiplantae, Streptophyta, Magnoliopsida, Lamiales, Pedaliaceae. Gene Ontology annotation, biological process: endoplasmic reticulum to cytosol auxin transport. The record is from RefSeq and is a predicted model, not a curated record.
GUAAAAUGCAAACUUCCCAUGUAAAUGAAACUCUCUCUCUCGCGCGCGAGCUUGAAAAUAAGGUGAAACUUUCUGUUUGAACAGCUUUGUUUUUGUUCAGGAUUCCAUGGUUGGUUCUUGUGGGUUCUUUCUCUUCUGUUUCAUCAAAAAAUCAAGAUAGAGUUGUUAUUGAGACAAGUGGGGAAAUUUUGUGUAAGUUUCUUCGUUGAGAUAUAUGAUAACAAGAUGAUAUGUGGUAGAAAAGAUAUAAUUGAUGCGAUCACACCUUUACUAAAGCUACUCUGCCUUGCACUAAUCGGCCUAGUUCUUGCACAUCAAAGGACUCAAAUCGUCCCGAAAGCUACGUUCAAGCUACUCAGCAAGCUCGUGUUUGCUCUUUUCUUGCCCUGCCUAAUCUUUGUCCAUUUGGGGCAAUUCAUUACCCUUGAGAACAUUAAGCAAUGGUGGUUUAUUCCUGUUAACGUGUUGGUGAGUACAGCGGUCGGUUUUGGCUUGGGGGUAUUAGUUGUAGUGAUAUGCCAACCACCUACGCAAUACACUCGAUUUGCUAUCAUAAUGACAGCAUUUGGGAAUACUGGAAAUUUACCUAUUGCCAUAGUUGGCUCCGUUUGUCAUGAUGAGGAGAAUCUGUUUGGACCUGACUGCAGGAAGAAAGGGGUGGCUUAUGUCUCUUUUGCUCAAUGGGUUGCUGUGAUCCUUGUGUAUACUCUCGUUUAUCACAUGAUGGAGCCUCCGCUUAGGUAUUGUGAUUUAGUCGAAGAUGUGGCUGAGGAUCACGAGCAACGACCGUCUGAUCAGUUGUGUAGACCUCUACUUGUAGAAGCUGAAUGGCCAGGUAUUGAAGAUAAAGAAACUGAAAAUUGCAAGAUUCCUUUCAUUGCAACGAUCGACAUCCCAGAAAAAGAACAAGUAAAUGAAAAUGGGAACACCCUGAGGACCAUAGGUUGUAUCAACGCUCCUACAGUUGUCAAGAAGAUGAAAAUUAUUGCUGAGCAGACUCCAAUCCAGCACAUACUUCAGCCGCCAACCGUUGCAUCCCUGUUAGCCAUUCUAGUCGGCAUGGUUCCUCAGAUAAAAGUGCUUGUCUUCGGGUAUGAUGCUCCACUAGCUGUGAUCUCCGACAGUUUGGAGAUCUUGGCCGGUGCUAUGGUCCCGUCCGUAAUGCUAAUUCUUGGAGGCAUGCUUGCUGAGGGUCCAGACAACUCCAAACUUGGUAUUCGCACGACUAUUGGCAUAAUUCUGGCAAGACUGCUAGUGCUUCCUCUUAUUGGGAUAGGGAUUGUGGUGCUGUCCGAGAAGCUUCAUAUUCUUGUAGAUGGUGAUCAAAUGUAUAAGUUUGUGAUUUUACUGCAGUAUACAAUGCCGAGUGCGAUCUUACUCGGAGCAAUUGCCAGUUUGAGGGGUUACGCAGUCAGUGAAUCGUCAGCGCUUCUUUUCUGGCAGCACUUGUUUGCGGUCUUCUCCCUCUCAUUCUAUGUUGUCAUAUACUUUAAGGUCCUCUUAUAGUUUCAGCAGUAAGGUGGCUGUAAGAGAUUUGCAUGUAUUUCAAAUUUUCGACAUUUAUGAACAUCUUUGAUAUAUUGUCACAAUGCUA